UCUCCCAGCUUGGCAGCAGCAAAGACUGGUGAGCAGUGAGCAUGUGCAGACAGGAUAUGAUCUCUUGCUGCUUGGUUAGUUACUGAUAUAAACAGCUGGAGGUAUUGAAGUGCAGAGCUUAGAUACAGGCAGAGCAGUGAGGGGGUACCCCGGAGGAUUAUCGCUCUGUGUACUGAAAUCUAGGAGACAGAAGAAGGAUUAGCGGGGAAGGGCAAAAAGAACAGGAUUUAUCAGCUUUUCAAAUAUGCAUUACAGCUUUUUCUAAUAUUCCACUGGAUUGUCUAAGACUCUGCCUCACAAUAAUCGGAGUUCCUUGACCAUAAAAGAAAGGUUUCUUUUCCUUUUGGAAUCUGAUUUUAUGAAGAGCAGCUGGCCACAGUCAUGGAACUGUUCAUAAGGUCACCUGAACCAGAUCAGCUGCCCAGAAGCCCCACAAUUCCAUGGAUAUAAAGCAUGAUGUGAUUGUAGUUGCUGCUGUGAUGGAAAAUGACCAUUUUUGUCGGGGAGGACACAUUAAAGUGAUGGGAUGAACUUAUGGGAGAAACUAAUACAAUUUCAAACGGUGAUUCAGGGACCGUUUUGAAGGCGUGAAUUGCCCAGCUUCCGGAAGGGCAUGGCCAAACCCUUUUUCAGACUACAGAAAUUUCUUCGGCGGACCCAGUUUCUGCUCUUCUUUCUCACAGCAGCUUACCUAAUGGCUGGCAGCCUUCUCUUAUUACAGCGAUCCCGAUUGGCUAUCCAACAAGGCACACGUGGGACCUCAAAUAUUCAGGCCUCACCAAUUUCAGACAUGGUGGUAGGAGUUGGGAUCCUAGAUGCCCGGACGAUGCAAAACCCUCGUUUGCGUGCUAAGCUUUUGAUGGACAUGGAUGAGCUCCGUCACCCAACAUCAGAUCAGAGAUAUGGGCCACGGUGGCUAAUAUCUCGGAACUCAGAACUGAGACAGUUAAGAAGAAGAUGGUUUCACAGGUUCAUUAAUGAUCAAGAACCCAUGCAAGCCAUGGGGUCUAAGGUGAUGCCACAGACAGGUGAAAACAAAGGCACUUAUGUUGGAUGCUUCAGUGAUGAUUCCAGGGAGAAGACACUGAAGGGAGCGGUGUUUUAUGACUUAAGAAAAAUGACAGUAUCUCAUUGUCAAGAAGCUUGUGCUGAGAGGGCUUACACCUAUGCUGGCUUAGAGUAUGGCGCAGAAUGUUACUGUGGGAACACGCUCCCAGUAACUAUUGCAAAGCAGGAAGAGUGCAACAAUGAAUGUAAAGGAGAAAAAGGUUCCAUCUGUGGAGGGGUGAACAGGCUGUCUGUGUACAGGGUGGAGGAGCUCCGGGCUGGGGCCAAACGCAGGAGGAAUGUUAUCUAUCGAGGAUGUUUUAGAGCUCCAGAAAAUUUAACAGUCACCUUCCCAGCCUCUUUGAUACAGUCCAAUUUGACGGUGGAGAAGUGCUCUGAAUUUUGCUCCAAGAAAGAAUUUCCCUUGGCAGUCAUUGGAGGGCCAGAAUGCUACUGUGGCUAUCCCACAAUGCAUUUCACUCUUCAUGACAGCGUGGACAGGUUGUUUUGCAGCAGGCAGCAGAACGUCAGUAGUGUGGCUGAGGUGCCAAGAGACGAGAAUUACUAUCAAGUCUAUCAGACUCCAGUACAAGACACCCGAUGCACAGAUAGGAAAUUCCUCACUACCAAAUCCAAAGUGUUUGUUGCUUUGUCUAGUUUUCCUGGGGCUGGUAAUACCUGGGCUCGCCAUUUAAUUGAACACGCCACUGGAUACUACACUGGAAGCUAUUACUUUGAUGGAACCCUCUAUAACAAAGGCUUUAAAGGAGAAAAAGACCACUGGCGAAGCAGGAGGACGAUCUGUGUGAAAACACAUGAAAGUGGCAAAAGAGAGAUUGAAAUGUUUGACUCUGCCAUCUUGCUGAUACGGAACCCGUACAAAUCGCUAAUGGCGGAAUUCAACAGGAAGUGUGCGGGCCACCUGGGAUAUGCAACAGAUAGGAACUGGAAGAGUAAAGAAUGGCCAGACUUUGUAAACAGCUACGCCUCAUGGUGGGCCUCUCACGUCAUAGACUGGUUAAAAUAUGGAAAGCAUCUUCUUGUUGUUCACUAUGAAGACUUAAAACAGAAUCUCAUCCCCAAGCUGAAAGAAAUGGUGGAAUUCUUAAACAUGACAGUGACAGAGGACCGACUGCUCUGUGUCGAAAACAACAGAGAUGGGAAUUUCAAGCGGUCAGGUGCUAGGCAGAAGGAUUUUGAGCCGUUCACCCAGGAAAUGAAAGAUCUUAUCAACAAAUACAUCCUGACAGUGGAAGAAGCACUGAAAAGAAGAAACCUCACAGGGCUGCCAAGAGAGUAUCUUCCAAGAUGAUAUGCCAGUAGCAGUUAGCUGUGUUUUUAAUAUAAAACAAAAAUAAAUAAAGACGAGACCAGAGCUUUAUGGCUACAAAAGCAAAGAUGUUCUUGGAGUCUGCUGAGGAAUGCAAAUUCUAUCCUCUCUUGGAUGUUCUUCAGGGGCACCAAGUGCUUCAAAAAGCAAGUGAUGAAGGAUGGAAACUGGGUUAUAAAUGAAGGAAAAAGCUAUUAGUGUCCGCCUCUGUGUGUCCUUCCCUAUUUAAAUGGCUACAAAUUUAAGAGUUGUGCACUGCUAAUUAGGAAAAGGGUUCCUUCUUCUCAUUCUUACUGCCUACUAGCAAUACCUGUUAAGAAUAUCUUGAGAUUUUGCAGUGCUUGGAAAUCCAUCAUUCAUAUGUAUGGAAACUCCUCAAAGCCGAUAAAUGUUUUCACCCUAGCUUUUAAGACAGUUAAUUGUUUUCUUCUUAAUUCCCCCUCACAUUAGACUUUUAUUGGGGUUGCAAAGGAGAGAGAGAGAAAUAUCCCUGCAGUGAGCACUUUCACAGAGAUAUGAACUGUCAGACAAAUCUGGUCUAAGGCUCACUUUAAAAACCUAGACUUGGACUGGUCAGUCCACUGACUUGUCGAAAAUAACAUUGUUGCAUGGUAGAGCUGAUUCAAGACUGACUUUGGGUUUUCAUCAUAACAUGGACUCAAAACAUGUGCCAAGAGAGGUAUAAAUCUCCAUGUAGGAGGUGAAUCCUGUCUCCAGCUUGCAGUCUCUUUGGGUUGGAAUCAAGGAGAAUGGUGGGUUUCCUUUGGUGAUAGGAUAUAUAGCCCCAUGCAGAAGGGGCAUGAACCAGGAAAAGAAGUAAUUCCCAACAGCAAAAAAUGGCAAUUCUGGAUAAAGAAAUGGUCCAAAGGUUCAUGCUCUCAUCAAACUCAAACCAGCCCCAAAUUCAGAGACAUACCUCAGGUUUGGUGAAAGCCCCAUUGUAUAUUAUCUCCCCGCUGGGUUGGAAAAGGGUGAUGAGAGCAAGAGAAGAACAAAGCAUUUCAUUUCUGUUACCAGUGACACUCAAGGCCUAAGCAAGAACCCUCUGUCUUUAAGGUUGGUUUCUACAAUGAGUGCUGUCAUCGGGCCUGGUGUGUCAUUUGGGCCCAGCUGAGAGCUUAGCUGUACAGAAUACUGAAGAGUCAGUAAAGUGUUUUGGAUAAUGGCCCCAGUUAGUUGAUCAAACUAGUAAGUGUGAGGACUGGGAAACAGGGCACAGGCAGCCAGGGGAGAAGAGAAGCCUUAUGGGAGGGAGAUGCUGCCGGUAGAGAUGGUGAAUGACGAGGACCAUGCAACGUGCUUGCUGGCCUCUUAACAGACAAAAAAAUAUUCCUACCUGGGUAGAUUCACCCCUUCCAGAUGUCUUAAGCGUUCUAGCUAAAGACAUAAGCUACUCGUUGUCCUCAGUCGUCAUCUCCAGCUUUCCCCCACCCCUUAAGGGCGGUUAUUUAAGAGUUAAGGAUUAAGUAACUUUUGAGAAAAUGGAGGUCUAGUAUGUGACUAUGGCUGUUGAACACAGAGAGGUGGGUGACUGUCCAGGUUCAGGAUGGGGUGAGGGGUAGUAUUCCAUUACACUUCCUUUCGAUUUAUUAUAUUCCAUCCUUGAAUACAUGCAGUAGCAUGGCACCAAUUAACUUGGUGCAUUCAGAUAAGAGCCAGCCUCACUCUGAGGGAGCCAAAGAGCCAUCUUUGGUGUCACCAAGGAGACACACAUAAAGACCAGAGACAUUAUAGUAUCCUACAUGCUUUGGGGCUAGGCCUGGAAGGUUGUAUUACUCUACAGUGCAUUUAUUCAUGUAAACUUUUAAAAAAAUCCCCCAAUGGAAUAUUAGUUUUAAUACAAAAUAAUAAAACAGUUUAUAUGAAGGGAGCUGGACCUCCUUUGCGUAUGUACCAUUGAUGCUUUGAAAAUAUAGUAAAUCAAGCACACUUGGGUCCGUGUCUUUUAUAAGUUUCCCUUGUUUCUUCCUUCCUUCCUCUGUGGAAUUUCUCAGUAUCUUGAAAGUAAGUACACGGCAAUCCUCUCUCAGCUGGAACCAAAAUGGAAGGAGACUUUUUCGCUUAAGUGGAGACAGAAAUUCUUGUGUAAAAUGGAGAAAAAUGCCUACCACAUGCCUGACGCCCACACUCCAGUUUACACCAGUGUAACUCCUAUUAAAUUCAGGGAAGCUGGUUGUUAUAUAUACUGGAGAGUGAAGCCCAGUAAGUCUAAGUCUCUUCUCACUUAUACAACUAAUAAAUCAAAUGAAAUCAAUGCACCAGUGCUUCUACAAAUCCAGUUUAAGGCACAUGAAGGAUGGUAAAAAUUAAGACAGAAGAACAUCUUUGUACCAAAGAGAUUUUAGAGGUUCUAUUCAAUUCAGGGAGAAAGCCUUUCAAAGAUCGAUCUUGCACAUUAGGAAUACAGUGUUGCCCGGAAUGCAUGGUCAAAAUCAGGGCUUCAUAGUUCUAGGCACUACACAUACACCUAGCAUGAAAUAGUCUCUGCCCUCAAUGGCUUAUACUAUAAAUAAGACAGUCCAAAAGUGGAGAAGAAGCAUUUCCAGGUAAAA
Molecule: messenger RNA, 4929 nt
Organism: Pelodiscus sinensis (Chinese soft-shelled turtle)
Lineage: Eukaryota; Metazoa; Chordata; Testudines; Trionychidae
Gene: WSCD1
Product: WSC domain sialate O sulfotransferase 1
Molecular function (GO): sulfotransferase activity
Source: RefSeq, a predicted model, not a curated record